CUCUGCUGCUCCAUCAGUGGGGAUUCAGCUGCUGUUCAGUUCUGCUGCUCUCUCUUCUCUCUGCACUCUAUAUUAUAUAUUAUAUAUAUAUGUAUUAUAUAUAUUUUAUAUUUUAUAGAUUAAAUAAUGUUUGAGAUUUGAUCAGUGAGAAUCUCAGAGCGCGGAUUGUACCGGGAACACGGUUAUUUUUUAUUUCUUUAUUGUUGUUUUUGUGUUUUCUGCUUUUUAAAUUUCAGUCAUUGUGAAAAAAAACUGGGAUUUUAUCUAAAUUAAAAGGAUUAGCAUUUAUCCUUUUUUAAAAAAUAAUAAUAAUCCGGAGUGUUUGUUCUGGAAUCGCAGGACAGAUCAGAAACUCUCUUUAUGUUGUGAAGAAAACUUGUCCGAAUCCAACUUUUUUUUUUCUGAGGUGAAAAAAAUGCUAAGCUAAUUCGUAUUUAGCGAUUUAGCGAUAGCUAGCUUAGAUUAGCAUAGCUUAGCAUAGCAUGCUAACAUCCCUUCUGAGGGAAAGCGCUCGGACUCGGCUACUUUCUCUCACAGCGAUGCUUCUGACCUGACUGGAUUUAAACAUUUUUAAAACAAAAUUCCUCUUAAAAAGGAAAUAAAAGGCGAAGAACAAAAAGGUGCCCUGGCUGCUGAUUUAUUCACUCUUGUUGGAUGUCUCUUCAUCUGCUGAGCGAGAGCCUGAGACGUGGAUCAUAAAUGAGAAGUGUCUGAGGUGGUGGAGCUUGUGUGUGUGUGUGUGUGUGUGUGUGUGUGUGUGUGUGUGUGUGAGUGAGUGAGUGAGUGUGAGGAUGAGCUCUAAGCGCAGUCUGUUGGUGCGGCUGGUGCCGUGCCGGUGUUUGCGCGGUGAGGAGGAGACGGUCACCUCUCUGGACUACAGCCACUGCAGCCUGGAGCAGGUUCCCAAAGAGAUCUUCAGCUUCGAGAAGACCCUGGAGGAGCUCUACCUGGACGCCAACCAGAUCGAGGAGCUCCCCAAGCAACUGUUUAACUGUCAGCUGCUGCACCGGCUGAGUCUGCCCGACAACGACCUGAGCGUCCUGCCCCCGGCCAUCGCUAACCUCGUCAACCUCCGAGAGCUCGAUGUCAGCAAGAACAGUAUACAAGAGUUUCCUGAAAAUAUUAAGAACUGUAAAGUCCUGGCCAUCGUUGAAGCGAGUGUAAACCCCAUUUCUAAGCUCCCAGAAGGUUUCACACAGCUGCUCAGUCUAACUCAGCUCUACCUGAAUGACGCCUUCCUCGAGUUCCUACCAGCGAGCUUCGGCAGACUGACUAAACUACAGAUUCUGGAGCUGAGAGAGAAUCAGUUAAAGAUGCUGCCCAAGAGCAUGCAUAAGCUGGUGCAGCUGGAACGGUUGGACCUGGGGAGUAAUGAGUUCACUGAAGUGCCGGAGGUGUUGGAGCAGCUCACGGGCAUUAAGGAGCUGUGGAUGGACGGGAACAAGCUGACAGUGUUACCCCCGAUGAUCGGGACGCUGAAGCAGCUCAAAUAUCUGGACGUGUCUAAGAACAACCUGGAGAUGGUGGACGAGCAGAUCAGCAGCUGUGAGAACCUGCAGGACCUGCUGCUGUCCAACAACGCCCUCACACAGCUACCCAGCUCGAUAGGCUCUCUGAAGAAGCUGACAGCUCUGAAGGUGGAUGAGAAUCAGCUUGUGUGUUUGCCAGAGUCAAUAGGAGGACUCACGGCUCUGGACGAGUUGGACUGCAGCUUUAACGAGAUCGAGUCUCUCCCCACCGCCGUGGGAAAGUGUGUGAACCUGCGCACCUUCGCCGCUGACCACAACUUCCUCACUCACCUGCCUCCUGAGGUGGGCUGCUGGAAGAACGUCACUGUGCUGUUCCUGCACUCCAAUAAACUGGAGUCUCUGCCUGAGGAGAUGGGAGACAUGCAGAAGCUCAAGGUCAUCAAUCUGAGCGACAACAAGUUGAAGAAUCUUCCCUACAGCUUCACCAAGCUGAGUCAGAUCACUGCUAUGUGGCUCUCUGAGAACCAGUCCAAACCCCUGAUCCCCCUGCAGAAGGAGGAGGAACCCGACACACACAGAACCGUCCUCACCAACUACAUGUUCCCUCAGCAGAGCCGGACCGAGGAGUACGCUCAGAACUCGGACGGUGAGAGCUUCAACCCGACGCUGUGGGAGGAGCAGCGUAAACAGCGAGCGCAAGUGGCCUUCGAGUGUGACGAAGACAAGGAUGAGAGAGAGGCUCCUCCACGGGAAGGGAACCUGCGGCGUUACCCCACACCGUACCCCGACGAGCUGAAGAACAUGGUGAAAACGGCGCAGUCCGUCGCUCACCGCCUCAAAGAGGACGAGUCCGGAGACGAGACGGCCGGAGAGAGGAACCACAUCGGCGUGCAGAGUGUAGGAGUGAAGGUGAUUGAAACUCCGUGUAGCAACGGCAAAGCGCAUGAGCCGGAGUCCAAAGCUCCGGUCCAGAAUUCCACUCCGCCUGAGCCGAGGGACGUUCCGGAUAACUGUGACACGCAGAGGAUCCCGCUGAAGAGCUCGGAGAACACCGGAACCACCGUCAGCUCCGAGGACACACUCGAGGAAUCGGAGGAGCUGUCGUCUGAUGAAGACGAGAUGAAGAUAGCUGAGAUGAGACCUCCUCUUAUCGAGAUCUCCAUCAACCAGCCCAAAGUGGUGGCCCUCAGCAAGGACAAGAAAGAUGACAGUAAAGACGCCGACUCGUUGCUGGAUGAAACGGUGGCCAACAGCAACCAGAACAACAGUAACUGUUCCUCACCGUCCCGCAUGUCGGACUCGGUGUCUUUAACCACAGACAGCAGCCAGGACAACUCACUGUGUACUCCUGAGAGAGAGACCAAGAUCCCCCUCAUCCCCAAGAGCAGACACGAGGAUGAGAACCUGAACCAGCUGAAGGAGUCGGUUCCACUGCUGCAGAACUGUAACGGCUCAGAGACCUCGCUGCAGACCGUCCUGAAGAACCAGCGCUCCUACGAGAGCAAAACGGGUACCAACAUGUCCGACUACGAGCUGGAGGAGAGGCUGGCGCUCAUCGAGAAGGACAUCAACAACGGCGUGUCCGAGCCCUACAGCAAGUGGGAUCAGAUCAACAUGAACGUGUCUUACGAGAACAUGGAGAAGACCAAGAGCACCUCCACGGUGGAGACUAGGCUCAGCAACAACAACGCCAGCUCUGUGGAGAACCUCGACAACGGGAACGGGAACAGCAGAGCGCAGCCGGGGGAAGGCAUGACGAGGCACGAGGUCGUCCGAACGGUCGUGGCGUCCGGCGAAGUGUCUCUGUCUCGCAGCACCGAGGAACUGACCCCUGAGAAGAGAUGUCCUCCAGCUACUGUGAUGAAAUCUCAGAGCAUCAGCAACAUGGAGGCCGGAGGAAUGAAGCUGUACUCCAUGGAAUGUGAGGUUCCUCCGUAUGAGUGUGUAGUGGGUUCUCCGGCUGUCCCGGGCCCCCAGUGCCAGAGCAUCGUGCGUUCCAAAUCAGCCUCGCUGCUCGACGACCAGCCGCUGCAGGUCCACCCUGGUUCCUCGGGUUCCUCCUCUGACCUCCUGAGCGCCGGCUCCAGAGUUCCGGCCCGCUACCCCCCACCUCAGUAUAACAUCCAGUACGCGAGCGGCACCGCGCCUAAAGAGAACCUCUGGUGCCAGCGGACCCCAGUGCCCCCUGAUCAGCCCUACCUCCCUCCUCAGCACUCCUUCGCCAACACCAACUACUCCAACCGCAACAACGCGCCGCCGUACCCCCACCAGCCCCAGCAGCGCGGCCCACCCAAAACACCGGACCUGUGGGCGAAGGAUCGCAUGCUGCCCCCCGGCGUGCAGAGAAACCCCCUGCAGAGGCAGAGCAGCACCUCCUCCAACGCCUCCAUGGUCAUGGCGGAACCUCGCCGCGUCCCCGGCGCUGACGGUGACUACGUGAGCUACAGAGAGAUCCACAGCAUGCCCCGAGCUCCUCUGCAGAUGAACCUCCAGAGACCCCUGUCAGCCCGCACCUACAGCGUGGACGAGGGGAACGCGCCACGCCCGCACAGCGGCCGCCCUCCACCGCACGAGCUCCCCGAGAGAACCAUGUCCGUCUGCGACUUCAGCUACCAGCACGGCAGCCCGAACAAGAGGCCCAGCGUCCGCGUGAAGUCCGAGCACUCGCUGCUGGACGGAGCUCCAGGUGGAGGUGGCAGGGUCCCGGCUGACUGGAGAGACCAGGUCAUGAGGCACAUCGAGGCCAAGAAGAUGGAGAAGAUGACCAUGCUGUCUCGGUCUUUGGCCACGCUCUGUGGCAGUCAGAGCUCUCUGGCCCUGAGCGCUGUAGAUGGACGGCAGUUUGGAGGCCACAGGCCCAGCGAUGAGAGUUUUGGCCCUUAUGGACAGCAGGGCUACACCAUGGACUCUCACAGAAAAGUGCCUUUGAUGAACGGUCAGAUGUGCGCUCCUCCUCCUGCUCCUCUCCGCUCGCAGAUGAACUGCGCUCAGGUUCCGAUGGCUCGUCAUCCGUCCAGAGAGCAGCUCAUCGACUACCUGAUGCUGAAGUGUCCCAGCAGCCGCCGUGUCCCCCCGCGUCACCCCCACGACACCCUGCCGCACGAGAUGCAUGUGAAGAUUGAGAAGAAUCCUGAGCUGGGCUUCAGUAUAUCGGGAGGAGUGGGAGGACGAGGGAAUCCGUUUCGCCCGGACGAUACCGGGAUCUUCGUGACGAGAGUUCAGCCUGAGGGACCUGCUUCUAAACUCCUCCAACCAGGAGACAAGAUCAUCCAGGCGAACGGAUACAACUUUGUUAACAUCGAUCACGGGAACGCCGUGUCCCUCCUGAAGAACUUCCCCAGCACGGUGGACCUGGUCAUCAUCAGAGACAUGGCAGCGUAGAGACUCCGCAGAACCCGAGAGGUCUGAAUGUUCACUUUUAUUUUUGUACACAGAGGAGGAGGAGGAGGAGGAGGAGUCAUGUACAGCUGAACUGUUGUUAAUGGAAGGAUGUGAGAGUUGUGAUGAAACGGGGCGAAACCACUGCAGCGUGUGGGCGGAGUCUCUGCAGCCGCCUUCACUGUGGGAGAAACAACGCGCUCGACUAAACUGUCAAAUUUUGUACAAUUUUUUUUAAUCAUUCACCACAAAGUACAACAAGGAGAUGGCCAGCAGGGGGCAGGGCUCUCUGUGUGCUGACAUCAGCACGCCUUUAUUUCUAAUUCUGUUAUUUUUAAAUCACGUUUCACUUCCUUCGUAUAUUUUCUUAUUUAAGAGAGUUCUCUGACCUGUGGAGCUGUUGAUCUGGAGGUCAAUGCUACGUGCUGAGAGCAGAUCCUGAAUGUAGACCUGGGGCGCGUUACGGAAAGUCUAACCACAUCCACACGUCUUCACCGGAACGUUCUGUCACGUCUCCAAGACCGGCUUCAGAACCGAGCUGUUCUGUGAAGAACCUCCACCUGAACUGUGUGUGUGUGUGUGUGUGUGUGUGUGUGAGACGUGGAGAAGAGGAACCGAGGAGAAGUUAUGGAGGACGAAAGAGCGCUGAG
Messenger RNA from Pangasianodon hypophthalmus (striped catfish), 5497 nucleotides. It is a transcript of the gene erbin, whose product is annotated as erbb2 interacting protein. The record is from RefSeq and is a predicted model, not a curated record. The coding region runs from base 792 to 4850 and encodes 1352 amino acids. Gene Ontology annotation, biological process: neurotransmitter receptor transport, endosome to postsynaptic membrane; neurotransmitter receptor transport postsynaptic membrane to endosome. Lineage: Eukaryota; Metazoa; Chordata; Actinopteri; Siluriformes; Pangasiidae. The transcript is spliced from 27 exons. Gene Ontology annotation, cellular component: postsynaptic density; postsynaptic membrane; adherens junction. Gene Ontology annotation, molecular function: protein binding.